Molecule: messenger RNA, 3776 nt
Organism: Acipenser ruthenus (sterlet)
Lineage: Eukaryota; Metazoa; Chordata; Actinopteri; Acipenseriformes; Acipenseridae
Product: zinc finger protein 239-like
Exons: 3
Coding region: 407-1456 (349 amino acids)
Biological process (GO): regulation of transcription by RNA polymerase II
Molecular function (GO): DNA-binding transcription factor activity; RNA polymerase II cis-regulatory region sequence-specific DNA binding
Source: RefSeq, a predicted model, not a curated record
UGGUGUGCGGUCAAGGCUGGCCAGUGGUAGACUCGGAACUGCAGGUUUAGAGAGCGCGCAUUGCCGAGCAGACGAAGUGGAAACCGGCGCCAUUUCGGAUCCAGCACAGUGUGAGCAGUGUGAGGUCCCGCCCCUUUGCUUGAGACAGGGAGGACAGCCAACCAGUCUCGCAAGCUGGGUUUCUGCAGCCAAUAAUACGCGACGGUUCCAACAGGGCACGCCUACUCCUAGUGACGCUAUCAUUUCGUUAGGGAAAUUGAAGCGUUUGCUUUGUUUAUGUUGUGGAGCGCGAAAGUUACUCCUCGCACAAAUAAAAAGGACUCUGUAGUUUGUUUUCUUUCUUUAUCACUUAUAUAUUAUUAUAUAUUAAUGUUACGCGAGUCUCAAGCUAUAACAGUCAGUGAAGAUGGACGUCAGCGUCUCCGUGUCGUUCUUUCAAGACGAGCUCGCCUCUACCAUCGAGCACGCAGUGAAAGCGGCUGUAGACACCGUCUUGUGCCAAAUCACAAAAGUUGUCGGCGGCAAAUUCACUGAAUUCCGAAUGGAAAUGGCUGGAAAGGAGAAAGAGAAUGAAAGUCUGAAGCUGAGAUUGGAAAUAUCAGAGAGCGAGUUGAAAGCAGUGCGGGAAUGCAUGAACGCUGCAGAUGCAGACAUUAAACAACCUCUCAGAAACAUGAACCCCGACUGCAAUGAACAAGACUUUCAGAGGAAUGAGAACCAGGGGUUAUUGCAAGAUCCCAAAGAGAGCCAUGCUAUGCCUAAAUCUGAAGCAGAGGAGGGGCCAAGGAUAGAAGCAGUUUAUACACUAGAGGAGUCCUUUCACCAGGAGUGGUGUGCAAGUCUAAAGCAGGUUACAGAGCUGACAUGUGUUAAAGAUGAAGAGGUCCCUCAACUGGAAUGUGUUACUAUUAAAAAGGAAUUCAUAGAACAGGAAUGUGUCCCCAUCGCAGAGGAAGUUCCUACUGAAAAUAAUGUCUGUACACUUGAGGAGAACAACCAGCUGGGAUCCAACCUGCGUGAUGAUUGUCCACCUCAAUUUGAACUUGGAUUUAGAGCUGCUAAAGGAAAUCUCACAAGAGGGGCUACAUUUCCCUGUGCUGACUGUGGGAAGAAUUUCAGUUGUUUAUCACAGCUUCAAAUCCACCAGCGCGUUCACACAGGAGAGAAACCUUAUCACUGCACUGAGUGCGGGAGGAGUUUCAGUCGUUUAACAGACCUGAAAAUCCACCAGCGCAUUCACACAGGAGAAAAACCUUAUCACUGCACUGAGUGUGGGAGGAGUUUCACACAGUUAGGAAAUCUUCAAUCACACCAGCGCAUUCACACAGGAGAGAAACCUUAUCACUGCACUGAGUGCGGGAAGAGAUUCAGUCGUUUAGCAGACCUGAAAAGACACCACCGCAUUCACACAGGAGAAAAAGUGUGGGAGGAGUUUCACACUGUUACAAAAUCUUAAAAAACACCAGCGCAUUCACACAGGAGAGAAACCUCAUCACUGCACAGAGUGUGGGAAGAGAUUCGCACAGUUAGGACAUCUUCAAUCACAGCAGCGCAUUCACACAGGAGAGAAACCUUAUCACUGUUCUGAGUGUGGGAAUAGUUUCAGCUAUUCGUUCCUUGAAAAUCCACCAGCGGACUCAAAACAAAGAGAAAUCGGAUCAAUGCAGUGAAUGUUUAAAGAGUUUCCAUCAGUUAUCAAACUUUAAUUGACACCAUAAAAUUCACACAAGAUUGAAGCCCUAUCACUGUGGGAAGACGUUCAGUCAGUUCCUGGGUCUUAAAGGACACAAGAGAAUUCACAGAAUUUUAGGCACUUGAGGACACAUUGACACCAGGAGUAAAUCUGACUAAAAUACAGAGAUAUUUACUGAAAACAAAGUAAUAAAGUUACUAAAUAAAUAGGUUUAUUCCUAAUCGCUUCAGAUCAAAAACUUACACUCAUGGAUGGAAAAUAUGAACUACUACAUCUUGUUUGGACCAUUCAUCAUCUUGAAUCAUUCUGAUUUUGUUACGUCACAUUAGUAAUCUAUGAUGGAGAUUGUAAAUGUGUCUGCAAGAUUCCACUUUCGUCUCAUGCAUUGCUGAGUCUCUAAAUUUUAGGAUUAUUAUAUGUAACUCCUCACUAGUGACCAAGUCUCCCAAGUAUACAGUUUCAUAAUGAAAAUCAAUAACAGAUUUUUAUCAGUAACCUGAAAAUGAAUGCCAAAGGUGCAUACAAGGAGCUGAAUUGAGUGUGGUGGUGUUGUUGAAAAUGUAUAUUUUUGAUUAAAUAAAUGAGCGAGCAGGGAUAGCGCAGGUCUGGGGCAGAGAUUAGAGGGCUAACGCAGGUCUGGGGCAAGCGUAGCGGGGUAGAGCUGGGGACUUUAUACUUUAAAAAAAAAAAAAAGAUAUUAUUUGAAUUUCCCGCUGCAUGCUCCGAUUGGCUAUUUUGUAGCGAAUGGGCUUGAAACCUUGAUUGAUUGCUCCCCCCUUCCUCUGUCUGAUUAGUUCAUUAUCAUAAUCUGGAAAGGGGAAACUUUUAAAACAUGCAUAACUUUUGCUAAAUAAUUCAGAUUUUAUUCCCGUUAUUUUUACCCUAAGAAAUUACAUUUUUUUAGACACCAAACAUGUCGGGUUGCGACUUUGGUUAGACAUUGCAAACAGUUUAAUUCUCUUAGGGAUUUAUUACCUGGGUUAUCCUAUACUUGUUAGGCAAUUUAAGAAUAAAAAUGCUUGCAUCUUGUACUCAUACUGGUAUUAAAUCAAUAUGAUGUGACAUUUGUCUUAAAUCUCUAAAUCUUUAAGCUACUUUUCUCUCUUUCAGACUCCUCUGCUAAACCACCUCUCUCUCACUAGACAGGUUAAUUAAAUCACGGAGACGGGUUUGAUUAGCCUUUUGUUUCCUGAGUGCCUGGUGCAUUCAAGGUGUUACGUUGAUCGUUAUCUCUAGGCAAAGCUAGACAAAUUAGAUUAAAGUUCAUUCAAUGUAGAUUCCUGAUAAUAUAUAAUAUCAUAACAUAUAAGAAAGUCCAUGACAUUUGCAAUAUAUUUGAGAUGACAAUGUCUAUAGAACCUACAAUGUUGCAUCCUCAAAAAAAUCAAGCAGGUUAGUUAGACACGAUCUCCCUUUCCUAAAAGCAUGCUGACUGUCUCCCAGGAUACUGUUACCAUAUAGGUAAUUUUCCAUUUUGGAUCUUAUUAUAGUUUCCAUAAGUUUACAUAUAAUAGAAGUCAGGCUUAUUGGUCUGUAGUUACCUUGUUCGGUUAAGUCUCCCUUUUUGUGGAUCGGUAUUACGUUUGCUAUUUUCCAGUCUGUCGGUACACCCCCUGUGUCAAGAGACUGUUGCAUGAUCUUGGUUAGCGGUUUGUAAAUAACUUCUUUCAUUUCUUUGAGUACUAUUGGGAGGAUCUCAUCCGUCCCAGGGGAUUUGUUUAUUUUAAGAGCUCCUAGUCCCUUUAACACUUCUGACUCUGUUAUGCUAAAGUUAUUUAAAAUUGGAUAGGAACAGGUCGACACGUGGGGCAUGUUGUCCGUAUGUUAUUAAGAAAAAAUACAUUUUCAAAAGUUUGUUAAAAUACAGUACUAAUACGAAUUAUAUACAGUACUAAUAUGAAUUAAAUACAGUACUAAUACGAAUUAUAUACAGUACUAAUAUGAAUUAAAUACAGUACUAAUAUGAAUUAAAUACAGUACUAAUAUGAAUUAUAUACAGUACUAAUAUGAAUUAAAUACAGUACUAAUAUGAAUUAAAUACAGUACUAAUAUGAAUUAAAUACAGUACUAAUACGAAUUAUAU